CUCUGAAUGAUAUAUAACACCUUCCUAAAGCUUCAGCUAAUUCCUGCCUUGUACUCCCGAAGCAGGUUCUUAAGUUUGAUCGCCAUUUUCAUGAGCAACACCAUCUCCUCUGCAUGACAAAGAUGGUGGCCACCGAGUCGGACAUGAUCUCCCAAGGCGAGCCCGACCAACAACACAAGAACAACCCCUUCUCGUCGCUCGGAAGACAGUCCUCCAUCUACUCCCUCACGCUCGAUGAGUUCCAGCAUACCCUCUUCGAGAGCGGCAAGAACUUCGGCUCCAUGAACAUGGACGAAUUCCUGACCAGCAUCUGGACAGCAGAAGAGAAUCAAGCCACCAAUACCACCACCACCACCACCACCACAACCAAAACCAACAACAACAACAAUACUGCUACCGCUAACAAUAUGACCAACCAUGCCCUUUUAGCAAAGCAGCCGAGCUUGCCACGGCAAGGUUCGCUCACGCUUCCCUCACCGCUGUGUAGGAAAACAGUCGAAGAAGUCUGGUCUGAAAUCCACGGGGAUCAGAAUAAUAGUACUAGCGAUAACAAUAAUGGCGAUAAUGUUCGGAAUCCCGAGUCUGCCCCUCGCCAGCCGACUUUCGGAGAGAUGACUUUGGAGGAUUUUCUGAUAAAGGCAGGGGUAGUGAGGGAAACAUCUGCAAUAUUGCCAGCGUCCCAACCACAACCCCAGCAGCAACAGUACGGGGUGUACCAGAAUAGCAACCCCACAGUAGGUCCCACUUUUGUCAACAGGCCUAUGAUAGGAUUGAGCGGUGCCGCCGGCAGCGGCGGUGCAAGCGCCGAGCCAUCAGGGUAUGCUGGAAACAGUACUAAGAUGAGUACUGGUGGGUACCCACCGCAGCAGCAGCCGCCGGCGCCGCCGCUGGCGGUUUGUUAUGGUGGGAGGUUAAUGAAUGGUGGCGGUGGAUAUGGUGCGGCGCCGGCAAUGGGAGUAGUGGCGCCGGUGAGCCCAGUGUCUUCUGAUGGGAUGUGCACAGCUCAGGUUGAUAACUCAGCAAGUCAGUUUGAGUUAGAGAUGGGAGGGCUAAGGGGAAGGAAGAGGAUCAUAGAUGGUCCAGUGGAAAAGGUGGUGGAGAGGAGACAGAGAAGGAUGAUCAAGAAUAGAGAAUCCGCUGCCAGGUCUAGAGCCAGGAAACAGGCGUACACAGUUGAGCUAGAAGCGGAAUUGAACCAAUUAAGAGAAGAGAAUGCCAACCUUAAACAGGCCCUGGAAGAGACUGAGAGGAAAAGAAAACAACAGUACUUUGAGGAAACGAAAACGAAAGUUCAAACCAAGGCUCAAAAAGCGAAAGAGAGACUGAGGGUUUUGAGAAGGAAUCUAAGUUGCCCAUUGUGAAGUACUAAAAAGAGUGCAAGGAUCGAGUAAACGCGGAAGCCAUGACUGAGGAAUAAUGAAAACAACGUAUAGGAAAGGCUAACAGAUGAGAGUGAUGAGAAGAAAUUUGAUCAUAUUUUCAUGAUCGAUGGUUUGGAUCAUGACGUAGGAUUAGCUCUUAUUGAGACUAUAUAUUAAACACUGCUAAAUGUAUAAAAGCCAGCUACACCUAGUGCUGAUC
This is a messenger RNA of Alnus glutinosa, 1581 nucleotides long. Its product is annotated as protein ABSCISIC ACID-INSENSITIVE 5-like. Lineage: Eukaryota; Viridiplantae; Streptophyta; Magnoliopsida; Fagales; Betulaceae. Gene Ontology annotation, molecular function: DNA-binding transcription factor activity. Gene Ontology annotation, cellular component: nucleus. Bases 114 to 1361 code for a protein of 415 amino acids. The transcript is spliced from 5 exons. The record is from RefSeq and is a predicted model, not a curated record. Gene Ontology annotation, biological process: positive regulation of DNA-templated transcription.